AUGUCUACCACUAGGAACCAAACAGACAAAUCUCCUGAAGUUGUUGAAACGGUGCAAACUGACGGGUUUGAACCAUUGCACAGCAGUGAUGUGCCACCCCAAAAACAGUACUACACUUAUGAUGCUGAAGCUAGACGCCAUCGUUUAGAUGGAGGUGUUAAACUUAGAGAUGCCUUGAUGAUUCUUUGUGCUGGGUUUGCUUUGAUUUCCGAUGGGUACCAAAACAAUGUCAUGUCAAUGUUGAACAAGGUAUUUGCUAUAGAGUAUCCCAAAGUAUAUGAUACCAAUUUGUCAACUCAAGUUUCCAAUGCUUCCCUAGUGGGUACCAUUUUUGGUCAACUUGUCAUCGGAAUUUGUGCUGAUUUGAUUAGUAGAAAAUCUGCCAUUAUUAUUGCCACCUGUUUCUUGAUAUUCGGUAGUGCAUUGUGUGCUGCUUCUCACGGUAAAACUGUAUUGGGUAUGUUUUGGAUGUUGACGAUUAUGAGAGGUGUCACUGGAUUUGGUAUUGGUGCUGAAUACCCUUCAAGUUCAGUCACGGCAAGUGAGGCAGCAAAUGAAUCUGUCAAGAGAAGAGGUAUGGCAUUUAUUUUGGCAACAAAUGUGCCAUUGGCAUUCGGUGGUCCAUUUGCAUCAAUAAUUUUCCUUAUUGUCAACAAGAUCACUAAGACGCAUUACGAUGCCUUGUGGAGAACCAUGUUUGCCAUUGGAUGUUUCUGGCCAUUAUCAGUCUUUUAUUUCAGAAUGAAGAUGGUCACCAGUGUAUUGUUCAAGAAGAAUGCUAUAAGGCAUAAACCACCAUAUUGGUUAGCCCUCAAGUAUUAUUGGCCAAGAUUAUUAGGAACUACUGUGACUUGGUUUUUGUAUGAUUUUGUAACUUUCCCCAAUGGUAUCUUUUCUGCCACCAUUAUUUCCAAUGUUAUUUCCGAUACUAGUGAUUUGGAAAAAAUCGCUGAAUGGAACUUGUUGCUUGGUGCAAUUGCUUUACCAGGAUGUUUUGUUGGCGCUUAUAUUGUUGACAAAAUUGGAAAGAAGUACACCAUGUUGAUUGGAUUCAUUGGGUACAUUGUAUUUGGACUCAUUGUUGGUAUUGCUUAUUACAGAGUCAAGAAAAUUACGGCAUUGUUUAUCGUUCUUUAUGGCUUGAUGCAAAGUUUUGGUAAUGCUGGUAUGGGAAAUGUUUUGGGACUAGUUUCAAGUGAAUCAUUCGCUACUCCAGUCAGAGGUACUGGUUAUGGUAUCAGUGCCAUUAUUGGUAAAGUUGGUGCUGUUUGUGGAACUAAAGCUUUCGAUCGUGUGUUGACCAUUGGUGGUUCAAAAGCCAGUGGUCAGAGAUACACGUUCAUUAUUGCUGCUUGUUGUGGAUUGUUGGGAGUUAUCGUUACCUGGAUAUUCAUUCCACACUUGAAGACUGAUGAUUUAUUGGAAGAAGAUGUCAAGUUUAAAAAUUAUCUUAGAGAACAAGGUUGGAAUGGAACUAUUGGUCUCAAAGAGGAAAAUGAUGAGGAGAACUUGGACAGCUCUGAGGAUUCUGAUGUUGUUGAAUUGCAAGAACAAAAGCCAAUUGAGUAUAAGAGCAAUAAGUAG
Molecule: messenger RNA, 1584 nt
Organism: Lodderomyces orthopsilosis Co 90-125
Lineage: Eukaryota; Fungi; Ascomycota; Pichiomycetes; Serinales; Debaryomycetaceae
Gene: GIT1
Product: Git1p
Exons: 1
Coding region: 1-1584 (527 amino acids)
Biological process (GO): carboxylic acid transport; transmembrane transport
Cellular component (GO): plasma membrane
Molecular function (GO): carboxylic acid transmembrane transporter activity
Source: RefSeq, a predicted model, not a curated record